AUGAACUUUUUCAAGGAGAAACCAGAACAGGUCUGCUGCAAGGUGCUCCUUCUCGAUGGGACCGAUUUGAAUAUUGUCGUCGCGAGAAAAGCUCUCGGUAAAGAUGUCUACGAACAACUCUUCUACACCCUAGACCUUGAAGAACAAGAUUAUUUUGGACUUCAAUACACCGACCACUACCAUGUACAGCACUGGCUAGACCCGUUGAAAAAGGUCUCCAAACAAGUCCCCAUCGGCCCACCGUACACCUUCCGAUUCCGGGUCAAAUUUUACACCAGCGAGCCGAACAAUUUGCGCGAGGAAUUGACCAGAUACCAAUUCUUCCUGCAAUUAAAAUGGGAUAUUCUAUCCGGAAGACUGCCUUGCCCGAAAGAUGUUGGUGUUGAACUAGCCGCUUAUGCGCUUCAAUCCGAACUUGGUGACUACAGCCCCACCGAACAUACCCCAAUGUUCAUAUCCGAAUUCCGAUUCCACCCCCUCCAAGAUGAACAAAUGGAGCUCGACAUUCUAGAAAAAUUCAAGGAAUGCCGUGGCCAAACCCCAGCCCUUGCCGAGUUGAAUUUCCUCAACAAAGCAAAAUGGCUUGAGCUCUAUGGAGUUGAUAUGCAUAUUGUGGAGGGCAAGGAUGGGAAUAACUAUUCUCUUGGUCUAACGCCAACCGGUAUGCUCGUUUUUGAUGGCCCGCAGAAGAUCGGCCUUUUCUUCUGGGAGAAAAUUCAGAAGAUGGAUUUCAAAAACAAGAAGAUUACCCUGGUUGUUGAAGAAGAUCCCGACUCAACGAGCGGUCAAGUUCAACUCCACACCUUUAUCUUCAACCUCGCUUCCACAAAAGCUUGCAAACACCUCUGGAAAUGCGCAAUUGAGUAUCACAUGUUCUUCCGUCUGAAAUUUAGCCAACGAACCCAACAAAAACAACGGCAAAAUCAACUCUUCCGACUAGGCAGUACGUUCAAAUACCGUGGACGGACCGAGUACGAGACUGUACAUAAGGAUGGAGGAAGGAUGUCCAGGAGGAACUCAUCGCAUUUUGAGAGGAGACCCAGUCAAAGAUACGGCCCUCGGCAGAGCCAUGCUCAGCGAGAAAUGGCAAGGAAUGAGAAGAGGAAUGAAAUCCGGGAGACACAGAGGGCUCAGGCUAUAGCGAGACAGAAUGCGAGCUCUUCUGGAGCCGAAUCGACGAUUCCAGUUAGAGGACUUCGACAGCCGACAAAUUAUCAAAAUAACAACAAUAAUAACCCGAAGGUGGCUGCUGCUGAAGCCAGGCUUGACAAUCUUAUUUUCAAUUCUGCGAAUUCCUCUCGACAAAGCCCCGAUUCAACUCGGUCCUCCUCUUCCGGUGUUCACUCAUCCACCGAAACCCCGACAAAUCAUGUAACAAUGAUCCCCGUUGGAUCGGCUGAGAUGACAAGCAAGAUCCCGAAAUAUGUUGUCUCCCCAAUGCAGGAAGGAAAAGAAAAUGACGAGCCGGAACCACCAGUGGCGGACACAAAACCGCCAAUCCCGAUCCCACCUCGCCCUUCCGGCCUCAAACAACCUUCAGCUUCUAAAAUCCCAGCAAAACCUCAAGCCUCAACCACUGCUAACCGGCCUAGCACCACCGCUUCUCAGCCCACCCAACUCCCGCCCCAAUCCCGGAUACCCCGGAUGCAAAGUGGGGGCGUCAAGCCGGCCGAGUUUGGUGCCAGCGCCGUCACGUAUAUUCCAAUAAUGCGUAGCGGUGCAGCCCCGGGAAGUCGAGUGAUCACCGAGUUG
Molecule: messenger RNA, 1752 nt
Organism: Mesorhabditis spiculigera
Lineage: Eukaryota; Metazoa; Nematoda; Chromadorea; Rhabditida; Rhabditidae
Source: the annotation of a GenBank genome assembly